UUAGGGUUUUUCAGUUACAUGCGGAGCUACGAAUUGAAUACACGAAGGAAAGGCAAGUCGGUGGUUCAACACAACCAACCCAAGUCACUAACCGGAAAACAAACAUACAUUUACCGGCCGUUGUACCUCACUGUCAACAGGUAGUCUCCGCCGGAGCACAUGCCGUGCACAAGAAAAACUUGUUCAUUAUCGUCUUCAAACAUUCAUGCAUGCAUGCAAGCAGUUGAGUUAGUUACCAUGUUCCAACAAACCACGUGCAUGUCUCUCUCUCUGUUCCCUAACCUUUUGCAGGCAACCUAACCAAUGGCUUAUAAAUCUAGCUACAAAAAAUCGUCAAAAGGAGAAGAAAAAGAGAACAGAAAUAUUAAAGGUAGAAUAAGCGAAUCAUAGUGUCGAAAUCAGACCCGGCCAGAAUGGCUGUUUGCCCUACCGACGACAGGCAUGUGGCCGUUUUGGCAUUUCCCUAUGGAACACACGCCGCUCCGCUUCUGAGCCUGGUGCGUAGGGCGGCGGCGGAGUCACCGGAAGUGUCGUUCUCCUUCUUCAGCACCAAAAGAUCCAAUGCCUCCGUCUUCGCCGGGCUCGACGAGGAGCAGCUUUUGAACAUAAGGCCUUACGACAUUGAAGAUGGGUUGCCGGAGGAUUUUGUGCCCUCGGGGAACCCCCAAGACCCCGUUGCCUAUUUCGUUAAGGCCAUGCCCGCUAACUAUAGGACUGCCAUGGAUGAAGCCGUGGCGAAAACCGGGAGACAGAUCACUUGCUUGGUUUCUGACGCUUUCUUUUGGUUUUGUGCUGACAUGGCUGAAGAAUUGCAUGCCAAGUGGAUUCCUCUGUGGACUGCAGGGCCUCACCCUCUCCUUGCUCAUAUUUCCUCCCAUCAAAUCAGGGAAAAGCUUGGCCCAGAUGGAGUCCGAGAAAACAAAGAAAUCGAUUUCCUUACUGGUUUCAAUGGGUUGAAGGCAGGUGAUUUGCCUGAAGGAUUGGUGGAAGUGCCAGAAGAACCAUUUUCAAUGAUGUUAGACAAAAUGGGAGAUGCUUUGCCCCGAGCAACCGCAGUUGCCAUAAACUCGUUCAGUGCAGUACACAGUCCUAUUGCGCAGGAGCUAGAAAGCAGGUUCCACAUGCUUCUGAACGUUGGUCCAUUCAUUCUGACAACACCACAAUCUGUUACUCUAGAUGAUGAAGGGUGCUUACCCUGGUUGAACUCGCAAGAGGAGAGGUCAGUGGUGUACAUAAGCUUCGGAAGUGUGAUAAUGCCUCCACCAGAUGAGUUGACUGCAUUGGCAGAGGCGCUAGAAGAAGGUAGGUAUCCGUUUAUUUGGGCGUUUAGAGGUAACCCUGAUAAACAAUUACCAGAUGGGUUCAUGGAAAGGACAAGAAUGCAAGGGAAGGUUGUAGGGUGGGCCCCCCAAAUGCAGAUCCUUAAGCAUGCAGCGGUUGGUGUCUGCAUCACACAUGGUGGAUGGAAUUCAAUUUUGGAUUGCAUAGUUGGUGGUGUGCCUAUGAUUUGUAGGCCAUUUUUUGGAGACCAGUCGUUGAACACUGCUACACUUGAGCAUGUAUGGGAAAUUGGUGUGGGGCUUGAAAACAAUGUUUUCACUAAAGAAGAAACUGUAAGAGUUCUGGAAAUAGUAAUGUCAAGUGAGCAAGGGAUGAUGAUGCGGGAGAAGGUAUUGCAACUCAAGGAUUCGGCAAUGGAGGCCGCGGGACCUGAAGGUGACUCUACCAAGAAUUUCUGCACUUUUGCAGAUAUUCUUUCAGGUUUACACCAUGGCAAAUCGCACCAUCCACAUGGUUUAAAAGGUAUCCGCCACAAAAUUGCAGGUGCAUUUGCUGCAGCACAUCACAAAUUACGUCGCCACCACCAUCACCACCAUCAAAAGCACUAAGGUUUUAGAAGUUUUUUUCACCCACAAUUGCAUCGUUGAAAUCUAUUAAAACUAGUUGGAACCUUGGAUUUUGAUUUCCAUAUGGUAGCUAAAGGAAUAUACACUUGGCUCUAGGUGUAGAUUUUCUAAAGGUUCCUCGUUAUUCCUCAACUGCAAAUGUAAACAUUAAUGAAGACUUCCAUUUUCU
Vigna unguiculata (cowpea) is the source of this 2076-nucleotide messenger RNA. Its product is annotated as flavonoid 3-O-glucosyltransferase-like. Lineage: Eukaryota; Viridiplantae; Streptophyta; Magnoliopsida; Fabales; Fabaceae. Gene Ontology annotation, molecular function: quercetin 7-O-glucosyltransferase activity; quercetin 3-O-glucosyltransferase activity. The record is from RefSeq and is a predicted model, not a curated record.